AUAUUCUCUACUGUUUUAAGACAGGAAGGCUUCCACCCCUAUCCUUCAUCACAAAGCAAUGUCUUUUCUUUAAUUUAUUUUUGUCAAUUUUGUAAUCUUUCUUUACCUUUUUUCUCCUCCCCCACCUUUUAUCUUCAACACUUUCUCUCUCUCCCUUUUAUACCCGUUACAAGAAGAAAUAUUCUUCAAAGCUCGGCAUUACAUGUAUCACCUUAAAUUAUCAGUUGGGGCCUCUUCCUAAAUCCCAGAAUUACCUCUCUGCUUAUCAUGGCCACCAGAAGAGUUUCCAACAGCCUGGUUUUACUCUUCCUUUCUCUACUCAUUAGUUGUUGUUCUGGAAUUCAUGUGGGGUUUUCCCAUCAUGCAGGAGGAACCAUUAGACCGUCUUCAUUAGAUGAAACAAUAUCAUUCCUCAAGGAAAAUAAUGUGUCCCCAUCUCUGAUUCGGGUUUUCGUGUCAGAUCACAAGCUUUUAUCAACUUUUUCCAACACUGGUGUCUCUAUUGAUCUCUACUUGAGUCACAGCCAGCUUCAGAAUCUGAUCAAGUCUAAAUCAUCUUCUGUCUCUUGGCUGAAAGCCCAUGUAGUCUCUCUUCUCCCUCGUGUAAACAUCAAAAGCAUUAUAGCAACUACUACUGUUACUACUAGCAAUACAAGACAAAAUGAGCUUCCUACACUUCUAUCUGGUCUCAAAUUGUUACACUCACUCCUGAGCAGCUCAAGUGUUGACAAUCGAGUUAAGGUUUCUACUGCAUUCCCUUUGUCGUUUUUCAAGAAUCUGAGCACUGGACAAGAAGAAGACCUGAGUAGAAUUAUCAGUUACAUAAAGGAAAAGAGGUCGUUUAUCAUUGUUGAAGCAACCAUGGAUGAAGAAGAACUUAUCAAAACAAGAGAUAGCCCAGAUGAGUUGUUUGUUGAGUCUAUAAUCCAAAAGGCCAACUCUGCUAUUUCUUCUUCCACUCUUCUUAAUGAUGUUCCAAUGGUUUUAACCAUAAAGAGCCCUGUUCUUCUCAGUUCAAAAGAAGUAGCUGAAUUCAGUGACAAAGUCUCCAAAUCUUUGCAAAACAACACUCAAAUUAGAGGUAAGCUGAUUGGAUUAUAUGCAGAGUUACUAACUAAAGUAGAAGAUUUUGAAGUGAAGGAGCUUAGAAGAGAAAAAGAACAGAUUUUUCAUACUUCUGCCCGGAGACAACUCCUUACCAAACUCGACCCAGAAACACCUUUACACGAGACAAUCUUUCCCACUACUCCGACCAUCGUCACUGUUCCUUCUUCAAACCCAGUAACCAUAACCCCAGUAAGUCCAUUAGAUACGCCUGUGCCGUUCCCCUUAACAACUCCGGUCAAUGUUCCGGUCACAUACCCAUCCAACACUCCGGCGCCUAUCACAGUACCCGGAGCACAACCCAUUACUAAUCCCGUCACAACCUAUCCUCCUCCGUUGGGAACAGUUCCAACGACGACUCCGGUUCCCACAAAUCCCAUCCCUCCUCCGGCGCCGACGGGGAACUCUCCGUCGGUAUCGGGACAGAGCUGGUGCAUCGCCAAAAGUGGGUCAGCGGAGACGGCACUUCAAUCGGCACUGGACUACGCCUGCGGCAGUGGAGCCGACUGUUCCCAGAUCCAGCAAGGUGGGGCCUGUUACAACCCGAAUACGCUUCAGAGCCACGCCUCGUUCGCUUUCAAUAGCUAUUAUCAAAAGAACCCAGCGCCGACGAGCUGCGAAUUCGGAGGCACUGCCACAUUAGUUACCACCAACCCAAGUACUGGCUCGUGUGUCUUCCCAACAUCUUCAUCUUCAUCUUCGACACCAGCUUCACCGUUCACUGUAACUCCAACGCCGGUGACUCCGACUCCUCCUACUCCGAUGCCAGUGACUCCAACCCCAUCAACUCCAGCAACUCCAACGGUGACGAAUCCAGCGGCUGGAACACCAUCGCCGUCAUGGGGAGUCGUAUCUGGCUCCGGUUCUACUCCGCCGACUGUGUUGAAUAGCAGCACCGGAACCACCCCAGAUUUCGGGUUGGAUAGCCCACCUGGGUUUAACACAUCUACGUCCAAAGCUGGUGGUUUGAGACCCUUUAUUGGGUUCAUAUUUCUAGUGACUUCGUUAAUUACUAAGAGCGUUGUUCUGGGAAUUUAGAAAUGAUAAAACUUCUCCGUGUACAAUCAACGGUCAGGAUGUAAUUGCUCAGGGGGAAAGAAAAUCAAGAGCUUUUUGUAUAGAUCAAGAUCAUAUCUCUGUUUGCAGAAACCCGGUUCUUCCUAAAAUGGUAAGUAAGCAGUACAAGCUUUGAUGGAGAUAUAGAGAUGGUCAAUGGUCAUCACCAUAGAUACAACAUCCAAAUUCCAAAUGGGUGAUUCUCAUAAUUCUGUAUAUAUAUUAUGUUAAAAGUUUGUGGAGUGUAGUUCUAAUUGAAUAUUCAGAUUACUUAAGUUUUUCAUGAACAGUGAGGCUCAAUUUUGCUCUUUUUGAUGCGAUCUUCAGAUAAAGAUCUAAUUUGGCUGAUUUAAAAUGUUGGAGAAAGGAGAGACUUAUCAUAUGGUUAUCAGAUGGAGCUUUUUGGUUUUAGUUUCUAAUAUAUGUAAAACGUUCAUAAUUGAUAGUUAUUGAGAAGAAAAAGUGGAACACUACUGCUUGUAGUGCUA
Messenger RNA from Humulus lupulus (European hop), 2648 nucleotides. RefSeq lists its product as uncharacterized. Gene Ontology annotation, molecular function: hydrolase activity, hydrolyzing O-glycosyl compounds. Gene Ontology annotation, biological process: carbohydrate metabolic process. NCBI's taxonomy places the organism in Eukaryota, Viridiplantae, Streptophyta, Magnoliopsida, Rosales, Cannabaceae. The coding region runs from base 268 to 2142 and encodes 624 amino acids. The transcript has 4 exons. The record is from RefSeq and is a predicted model, not a curated record.